UGUAGUAAUUCGAUCCCUGUUGUGCAAUUUUAGGAGCUGGGAAUCAUCGCUAUUUUAUGGGAUACCUGUUCUUCCUGCUUUUUAUGAUCUGCUGGAUGAUUUAUGGCUGUAUCUCUUACUGGGGUUUCCACUGUGAGACAAGUUACACAAAGGAUGGAUUUUGGACCUACAUUACACAGAUUGCUACCUGUUCUCCGUGGAUGUUUUGGAUGUUUCUAAACAGUGUGUUUCACUUCAUGUGGGUGGCAGUGCUACUCAUGUGUCAGAUGUAUCAGAUAUCUUGCUUGGGCAUCACAACAAAUGAAAGAAUGAAUGCAAGAAGAUACAAGCACUUUAAAGUUACAACCACAUCUAUUGAAAGCCCAUUCAACCACGGAUGUAUAAGGAACAUUAUAGACUUCUUUGAAUUCAGAUGCUGUGGUCUUUUUCGUCCUGUUAUUGUGGACUGGACAAGGCAGUAUACAAUAGAAUAUGACCAAACUUCAGGAACAGGCUACCAGCUGGUGUAGCACCACCUUCAUCCUGUGAGCAUAUCAUGCUGAGUGGUGCCUGAAAUUCUUCUCUCUCUCUCUCUCUCUCAUCCGCAUCCCUUGAAGAGUAGCAUGCUAUGUGUAGGGCUGAUGAGGAAUCAUAAAGGUACCUUCUCUUCAUAAGAAUUUUAUUAACAAACGUAAAAAUGGACAGAAUAAACUGCCAAACCUGAUAAGGAAGAGGAGGAAUAUCAAAAAAGGGAUUUUAACAGUUCUUAACAUGAGAAUUAUUCAUGACAGCAUAUUCACAGUAUUUGUUGUUGGUUUUUUUAUUUAAAGUCUUUCACAAUGGAGCAUGAGAUUAUUGAAGUAUUGACAUAAUUAGUAAUGUUGUGCUGAGCAGAAAAAUUUGUUUCCCGAUAUCAAUAAUUCCACUGAAACAAGAAUCUAGAAUACAAAACUAAAUCUCCUGAUACAGAGUUCACUGUUCGCUAUGUUGUAGUUCCUGUAACGUGAUUUUUUUUAAUACAGAUUUUCUCUAGUAUGAUGUACAUUGAAAAAUGUGCUUUUCAGUACUGUUAUAAACAUUGUACGGUGGGGAUCCCCUGUAACAUGUUAAGCUAUAGUAGUAGCGCACGUCAGGUAAUGUUGAGAAAAAAUACGUUGCCCACAUUUUUUGGUGAUUUGUUUUCGCCACCAGUUAGUGGUGCAACUAAAUAUUUGUAAUAACCCUGUUCUGAGGUAACCUAGUCUGAUAUAAACAACUGCACCAAUAAGGAAAGCUUUUCUGUCAAAGUUGCAGCCCUGCUUAAAUGCAUGAUACACCGGCAAAGUUAGUUUACAGUAUCUAAUGUUCAGGGGGAAAAAAAGUGGGGGAAAAAAAUCAUUAUCUCUGAAGUAAUUGUAUAAGCAACUUCCUAGCAGUGUUUUAGUAUUAGGUUUGGUCCUCAUACAGCACAGUGUAGUGUAAUUGGAGACAUUGUCGGAAGAGAAAUAGCAUGGGGGGAUACCACAGAUGUUGAAAGCAAGUCUCAGUUACAAAAAGACAAGAUAGUUUUAAAUUGAAUGCAACUGUAGAAGAAGAACCCCGAGUUGCCUGAAAUGC
Acanthisitta chloris (rifleman) is the source of this 1575-nucleotide messenger RNA. RefSeq names its product palmitoyltransferase ZDHHC17-like. Gene Ontology annotation, biological process: protein palmitoylation. Gene Ontology annotation, molecular function: palmitoyltransferase activity. The coding region runs from base 57 to 509 and encodes 150 amino acids. The transcript is spliced from 4 exons. The record is from RefSeq and is a predicted model, not a curated record. Gene Ontology annotation, cellular component: Golgi membrane. NCBI's taxonomy places the organism in Eukaryota, Metazoa, Chordata, Aves, Passeriformes, Acanthisittidae.